Mya arenaria is the source of this 4117-nucleotide messenger RNA. RefSeq lists its product as uncharacterized. The transcript is spliced from 5 exons. Bases 106 to 864 code for a protein of 252 amino acids. Lineage: Eukaryota; Metazoa; Mollusca; Bivalvia; Myida; Myidae. The record is from RefSeq and is a predicted model, not a curated record.
CAACUCGAGAGCGAAAUACAAAAUCCACGAAACAAUUCUACUUAUCUAAAAAGAUAAUUGCAAUAUUUCAGAGGACAAAUUAAUGCUUAGUGUUAAAGAACGAUUAUGGCAUUGUCACUGACAACCCCUCGAUCUGCCCUGCGCACGAUCAAUGACUCCAAUGUUCCACUCAAGAACAUCCAAGCACUGAAGGGAGGCAAUACUUCUCUGAAGAAUUCCGAAUUCCAGAAGCCACUUGCUUCAGCUAAUCCAUUCAAGACUUUUGGUGAUCUGACUAAGUCAUUACCUGACUGUUCGAAGUCUAAGCUAAAAAUACAUGUGGACCCAGCCCCUUCCCGUGUGAAGACCAAGGAGGAGGUGAAGGUCAUCACCAGGGCACCAGAACCCCUGCCAGAAAUAGAGACUUUACAUGUCUUCAACCCAGAUGCUGAGAUCAAGCCAAUGGUAGAGGAGGUGGGUGAAAGUCUGCUGCGGAAGAUCCGUCGCUGGGGGAUGCCGUGUCUUGCUGCACGGGGCGACCUAGAUUCUGGGGACGAGGAUGAUGAUGUUGUGGAUGUGAAAAACUUUGAUCCAGAUAUGGAGCAGCUGGACAGGCUGGAUGCUCUGGACCCAUUUAUGAUGGUUGGUGAUUCAGACUUUGACCGCGUCCCAGAGGCAGAAAUCUCGCUCCCCUCUAUGGACGAGAUCCCCGGUAUCGAGGACCUGCCCCUUCCCUACCUGGAUGACUCCAUAGACAUAGAACCCAACAUGGGCACCCUUGAGGUGUGGGGUAGCUUUAACUCCCUAGAUCACUCACCAGCGGGGAAGGGCGCCCGGGGGUCAGAGAGUGAUCGAAGUAUGAAUGAUAGUUCCAUGUCUCCAUAGAGUGGUUCACUGAAGUGAUUGUUAAGACUGUGCAGGUGGUGUUUAUAAUAAGUGUGUCAUUGAUCUGACAAGUUGUGCCUGCACAAAUGUACAGUGUAAAGUUUGACUAUGACUGGCAAUAUAUGCAAGUUCAACAUGUACAUGUGGUAUGUAAAUAGGCAUGAAACAACUCAGCUUUAGCUUGAAAUGUCUUCCAGUGUUGUGUAUAUUAGAAUCAUAGGCUUAAUAUUAGUAUGGCUUAUGCAGUUUUGUAAACAUGUUUGCCUCUGGUCUCGCAUUGAAACAUCUCGUUCAGUCUAGGUUUUUAAGAUUAUCCUGACGGUGUAGUUCACAAACUAUGUCAAUUUGUCAAAUAUCAUCUAAGCUACAUGUUUAAUACAAUCUCAUUAAAAUAAUAUCGUGACAUUCACUUCAUUUCAUUACGGUUUGUAUGUCGUAAAGCGAGUAUAAUAGUAUUAGAGAUCUGAGUUUAAUGAGAUUGAAUAUUACACUCAAUCGCUCAUGAUAUUCAGUUUGACAGGAAAAAAGUAUGUAUAUUAAAUUAGAUUUUUAUGAAUUUCAUUUAUAUAGUGAUACAAAUAUAGACAGGAAUUGUCAGUGCACAUAACAUUAUCAUAUUAAUGUCAUUCUUGCCCUUUCUCUAAGUUUGGAAAAUACUGGUACACUAACAUAAUUUUUUCCAAAACAGAUUGCAUGUACACAAGGCUGUUUUUGCACUGUAAGGGAAUAUGGCUGGGGUCUUUCCAAUGGAGAAUAUUGCCAAAAAAAGGGAAUUUUGAAAGCACGCAGUAUAACUUAUUUAUAUGAUAUUAAAAAAAAAAUCUUCAUAAAAAGGAGGGGAAAUAUUUGCACACACAAAAAUAUGGGAAAAAUAUAUGAUUUUUUAGGUGGGAAACGGGGUCAAAAUUCAGUUUGAAAUCAGUAAAAAGAAACCCCUGGUUUAUGUACAUGAUGAAAUGGCAUUAAAAUAAUUCUGUAAAUAGUUCUUAUAUUUUAUUAUAGAUAACUUGAUUUUUACAUUUUACAUAAUUACGUUGUUUUUUUUUCACCUUAUCUUAAAAAUAGUUAAAGGUUGUUAAUAUAUACUUAGAUGCGACAGGGUAAAUACAUACUAACAACCUUUUGCUUUUUUAGUGGUCUCCAUACUAUUGUUUAAACUUCCUAAUAAGUGGAACAGCCACUGUUUAUAUCUAUUGCUUCACCUGAUUGAAAUCAAUAAGUGACUGUUGAUUUACUGAAAAAAGGUGGUGGCAAUCUUGAAGUAUACUGCCUUCUCAUUGGACAAAAAAAUAUGUAGACCACUAAGUUUAUAACUUUAUUCAAAAAUAUGCACGGUAUUGCUAUAUAUAAGUUAAAAAAAACAAUGUGCCCAUUUGAUUUGCAUUAGAAUGAUUGAUUGAAAUUCAAUGCAACAUUUAUUUAUUCUGACAUGAUGUAAAAAAAUGAGCAUGAAAUACUUCUUUGUCUGGAUAGACCAUAGAUGGUUAUGAUUUAAUGAUAUUACGAGAUUUGCUAUUAAUAUUAAUUUAUUAUUCAUGAGAAAAUGAGUCAUGUGUAGUCAGUCAUGUUAUUGAGAAUAAUCAAUAUUUAUCCAUGUGAUGAGAUCAACAGCUGGUGCCAUAUUAAUUUAUCAUCUAAGUGGUAGAAAAAAUAAUUCUAAGUUGAAUUUGAAGAAAACUUACAAUGUUUUUACACCAAAAAUAUGAAAUUGGCAAGAAGAAAUGUCCUAAAAAUAAAGACAUACAAUUACAGUUGAUGAAAAUGGAGGGUAUUUAAAAUAUGCGGAAAAAAAUUCACUAAAUUGAAAAUGUUUAUGUUAAUUAAGAAGCGUUAUGAAUACAAUCCCUAGUCACAAUUGAUUAAUGCUUCUGAUGCUGCACAAAAAAUGCAAAUUAGCAUGUUUAUUGUCACUUCCUCCGCAUUUGAAAUAAUAAUAACAGACAACCACAUUUUGAAAAUAUAAUUCACAGAAUAUUUCAAUAUAUAAAUCUUUUUUUUCAGUUGUGAUCUAAAAUUAUUCAUGAAACUUUUUAUUUGUUCAUUACACCAGUCAGCUUAUUGGCAUUGUAAAAACUUGUGUUACUGUCAACAUAAAUCAUUAAUAUGAUUUUUUUUUAAAUUUUAUUCAGCUCAUUAAACUUCAAAGAAAAUAUUUCCAUAGACUUUAAAAAUUGAAGAUAUGAAUAAGUGUUAUAUUUAUUCAUAAUCUUAAGUUCUGCAUUGUUGCACUUGUCAUAUCUAUAAAAUAUUUUUUAAUGGUGAACCAUUUAUGUUUAUUUGCUUAAAUGAAUAGUGUUGAUUCAGAGUCAAAAAAAUAGUGUUUGAUUUAGCUUAUACUGAUGUGGUUUGUCUGUGGUUUUCCAUUGAUCCAACAGCUUAUGUGACUACAAAAAGAUAAUAACAAAUAAUUAUUUUAAAACAUUCUAAAUGGUUGCUUUUUGUUGUCAAUUUUACUGUUUUUAGUACUGUCAUUGGAGUUUGUUUCAAAUUUAAAUCCAGGUGUUACAAAGUUUUGCUUGUGUGGCAGGUUGCUUAGCCUCUCAAACUCCUGGCCAAAAUGGUUAUCCCUUCAGCUGCGAGGUCAAUCACACAUCUGAGUGUCCAAACAUUUAUAUAAAAGUGAAAUUAGAAUGUUUAGUCAACAUUGGCAGCUAGAGUAUGCUUCUAUAAGUGCUGCUCAUUCUCUCACUGUAGAUACAUGCACAUGUAAAUAUUGUAAAUAAAACAUGUACAGUGUAAAGAUUUUGAUAUUUUUUUCAUUUUCAUAUGUAUUCAUUAACAUGUGUUCAUUUUCAUAUGGGUUCAUAUUCAUAUGGGUUCAUGUUCAUGUGUUCAUUUUCAUGUGUUCAUUUGUAUGUGUACAUUUUCAUGUGUUCAUUUACAUGUGUUUAUUCACAUAUAUGUUCAUUUUCAUGUGUUCAUUCGCAUAUAUGUUUAUUUACAUGUGUUCAUUUGCAUAUAUGUUCAUUUUCAUAUGUGUUCAUUAACACAUUUGUUCAUUUUCAUGUGUUCAUUUUCAUAUGUGUUCACUUUCAUGUGUUCAUUUCCAUAUGUGUUCAUUUGCAUGUGUAUAUUUACAUAUGUUCAUUUUCAUGAGUUCAUUUACAUGUGUACAUUCGCAUAAAUGUUCAUUUACAUGUGUUCAUUCGCAUAUAUGUUCAUUUUCAUGUGUUCAUUUUCAUAUGUGUUCAUUUGCAUGUGUACAUUUUCAUGUGUUUAUUUACAUGUGUUCAUUCGCAUAUUUGUUCAUUUU